Molecule: messenger RNA, 1875 nt
Organism: Xiphophorus hellerii (green swordtail)
Lineage: Eukaryota; Metazoa; Chordata; Actinopteri; Cyprinodontiformes; Poeciliidae
Exons: 2
Coding region: 93-1256 (387 amino acids)
Source: RefSeq, a predicted model, not a curated record
CUUAUUAUCUCGAGAUCCCGACUUAUUAUCUCGAGAUCCCGACUUAUUAUCUCGAGAUCCCGACAUCAGUACAUAACGACCUAAUCACAGUGAUGGAGGACACCCACCCAUGGGGUAGAUAUAUAGAUUUUUAUUUCGAGCUUGGGCUUGAGUAUAAACACAUUAAAUCAGUGCUUGACAGCAGACAUGGAUUUAGUAUUAGUGAGAGACAUCUGAAGAGAGUUUUCAGAGCGCGGGGACUCAUUCGGCGCAAGUCCUUUUCCGACUUGGCAGUUUUGGUAGAAUUCAUUAAUAACCAGCUACAGUCCUCUGGACAGCUUCACGGUUACCGAUGGAUGUACGCUAAAUGCAGAGAGCAUGGACUUCGUGUGAGAAAAGAAGAUGUGCGCUUUGUGUUGAAGGAAUUGGAUCCCCAAGGGGUGGCACUGAGGCAGGCAAGACGUCUCAGACGGAGAAAUUACUUUUCAAAGGGACCAAACUUCAUCUGGCACAUGGACUCCUACGACAAACUUAAACCAUAUGGAAUAUGCAUCAACGCAAGUAUUGAUGGGUUUUCAAGAAAAAUAAUCUGGCUUAAUGCUUACACAACAAGUAGUAAUCCAAAGGUGAUCGGGGGGUAUUACAUCGAAGCGGUGCAGCGUUUAAAUGGCUGCCCUAGAGUUGUACGUGGUGAUCUUGGAACCGAAAAUGGCCAUGUGAGAAGUUUCCAGCGUUUCCUUGUACCAACGGAACCAAACGAGACCCUUGACAGUUACCUGGAAGGAGCAAGUACAGCUAAUCAAAGAAUUGAAUAUUGGUGGCGUUUCCUUCGUAACCAGUGUGUGGAGUUCUGGUUGUCCCUUUUUGGAGACAUCAGAGACAACGGUUACUUUGAUGGUGGAUUUUUAGACAAAAACCUUCUUCAGUUUUGCUGCAUGGGGAUCAUACAGGAUGAGCUGGAUGAUACUGCCCAGGUUUGGAAUGCACACUCCAUCAGGCCAUCAAACAACAGAAAUGUCCCCAGUGGUCGACCCAAUGUGAUGUAUGCAUUACCUGAGCUCUACAGGACAAGAGACUUUCUUUGCCUUGUUGAAGAGGAACAUGUUGAAGUAUGCAAAAAUGAGUGCAUUUCUCGACUGACCAAACCAUGUGAUCCAGAUGUCUUUGACCUCUGCAACAUCCUUAUGGCAGAGUCCCAUCUGACCUUACCCACAGACGCUUACCAGGCUUUGAACUUGUAUAUGCAUCUAAGAGAGGCAAUCAUUGCAUCACUUUAAAAUGUGCUGACUGCAAGCAAGAACAUUUUUCAGCACCUUUACAAGCCCACUUAGAAUGGCAUGCAGAUGUAAACAAACUGUGUUUCUUUUCUUUCAAAAGUAUUUCAUUAUGUUCUCUAGAAGGGACAAUGAAGAAAUGUAUUGUUCAUUUGAGUUUCAUGAACUGCCAGUUUAUUCAACUGCUUCUAACCAUUUUGUAAAUAUGCAAUAUCUGUUUCAGAUCAAAAUAAACUCUGUGAAAGCAAAUAUUUACUUGUCAAACAAAGAUAAACAUAAAAGGAAAAUAAGGGUAUUUAGUAUAAAUAAUAUUUAUCUGAAAAUGUAAUUCUGUGAUCAAAACAAAAUGCUUCUUUUAAGUGAUAAACUCUGUCCUGCCAUUCUAUUUUUAAAAUAAAUGUUGCAUUAAUUAACUUUUUAAAAUUUGAAAUGCUAUAAAGAAAGGAAAAGUAUUUGAAACAAUCAACAUGAUACAAAGCAAAAUGCAUAUUUCUUGCCUCUGAAGUUAAUAAGGGUUGUAAACACAAUUAUGAACUUUUUAAAAAAUCUGUAAAAACAUCUAAAAGCUUAAACAGUAAACCUUACUGAAAGAACAAACUCUGCUUAAAGCAACAUUGCACAA